This is a messenger RNA of Myxocyprinus asiaticus (Chinese sucker), 2310 nucleotides long. RefSeq names its product adenylate kinase 7b (gene ak7b). The transcript is spliced from 18 exons. Gene Ontology annotation, cellular component: cytoplasm. Bases 7 to 2085 code for a protein of 692 amino acids. The record is from RefSeq and is a predicted model, not a curated record. Gene Ontology annotation, biological process: nucleobase-containing compound metabolic process. Lineage: Eukaryota; Metazoa; Chordata; Actinopteri; Cypriniformes; Catostomidae. Gene Ontology annotation, molecular function: ATP binding; AMP kinase activity.
CACAAGAUGGCUGACAACUCCGAGGAGAGACAGCAAAGCUCAAAACGAGUUUUUAUUAACGAUGUUGAUACAUACACAUCAAAAUAUAUCGCAAAGUUUUUACACUCAUGUGUAGUUGGUGCAUCUCUUGUGGACACUGGAGAGCCUGAUGUGGAGGACAGGUUGCAGAAUGAGCAACCAAACACAGCGACCUUCCAGAUUGUGGGAACUGUUUCCAGCCAAACAGAGGAGCAGUGCGGUUUUAUUGCUGAAGAGUACAAUCACCUAAAGUGUGAAGAACUUCUCCAUCAUCUGCUGAAGUGUGAUGUUAUAGUUUAUAAUAUUACUCAGCAUACUGAUCAGAUAGUUGAAGCACAGUGGGCCGUCUCAGCUCUGCAUGAGGAAAUGGACAAGUUUUCUGGGCCAAAAAUAUUCAUCCUGGUGUCAACCAUCAUGACAUGGGCUAUGACUAAGCCAGCUGAUAAAGAUGAUCGAGAGAUUCCUUUUACUGAAGGGCACUACAGGAAAAGAAAACCACACCCCAACUUUCACGAUCAUAUCUGUUUGGAGAAACUUGUGGUCAAAUUGGGAAAAACUAAAAGCUCCCAGUUCUCUACACAUGUUGUUGCAUCAGGGCUACAAUAUGGAAUGGGAGAACACAUUUUUCACCAUUUUUUUAAGAUGUCAUGGUUGGGAAAAGUCUCCAGUGUUCCCAUCUUUGGAGAUGGCUCCAAUAUUGUCCCCACUAUUAACAUCAAUGAUCUGGCUGGGAUUAUCCAAAAUGUGAUUGACCACAAGCCAAAGCCACAAUACUUUGUUGCUGUUGACGAUUCAAAAAACACAAUGGAGGAUAUUGUAAAGGCAAUAGCUCUUGUGCUUGGGCCAGGAAAAACUCAGAAAGUUUCAAAAGAAGAGAUUUAUCUUGUACGGGAUCUGACGCAAACAGAUAUUGAUUCUUUGUUUGUCAACCUUCGAAUUGAAGCAACCUAUGUGAAAGAGAAUUUUAAUGUGCAGUGGGUAUCUGAGACUGGCAUGGUUGAAAACAUUGAACAGAUUGCAGAGAAAUUCAAGCAGACAAGAGGGCUGUCGCCCAUUCGUAUCUGCAUCCUGGGACCUCCUGCUGUUGGGAAAAGCACUGUAGCGGAGAAGAUAUGCAAACAUUACAAACUUCACCAUAUUAAACUUAAGGAGACAAUCACUGAGACACUAGACAACCUGGAAUCAUUAGUCAGUAAAGAGGAUGUGGAAAAUGAUCAGAGUGAUGCUCUUGAAUUUCUGGACACUCUGAAGGAAAACAUGAAUCAGAAUGGAGGACGACUGGAUGACCAAUAUGUAAUCCGUAUAAUGAGGGACAAACUCAUGACCAAACCCUGUAUGAACCAGGGCUUUGUUUUGGACGGGUUUCCGAAGACAUUUGAGCAGGCAAAAGAGCUAUUUAACAGCGAGGAACAGCCUGAAGAGCAAUCUGAACAUGACAAAAAGAUCAUCCCAGAGUUUGUUUUCUCUCUUGAUGCCACUGAUGUUUUCCUGAAAAACCGUGUUCUGAAUCUGCCCGAGAAUCUUGUAGAGGGAACUUCCUACACUCCACAACAGUUCCUUCGCCACUUGGCUGGUUUCAGAGAGAGAAAUGUAGAGGAUGAGACUGUGCUAAAUUACUUUGAAGACCUUGAGAUUCAGCCUGAGCACUUUGAGAUUACAAGCAAUGAUGAAAACGAGUACUUGCUAGUCACAGAGGAGAUUUAUAGACAAGUGGGCAAACCAAGGAACUACGGCCCAAUAUUAGAGGAGGUGGAGGAGGAGGAGAGAUGGCAAGCUGAAGAGCGGCUAAAGGAGCAGGAAGCACAGAGGGCUGAGAUAGAGAGGCGGGAGGAAGAGGAGGCCCAGCAGAGAGCUCAGAGCUGGGAGGAGUGGAGUAAUCAACUUGAGGAGGUGAGGACACAAGAACAUGACCUGUUGGAGUCUCAGUCAGUGCCUCACCGAAACUACCUGAUGAGAGCUGUGAUGCCCACUUUAACUCAAGGACUUAUUGAAUGCUGUAGAAUACGUCCUGAUGAUCCAAUAGACUUCCUGGCUGAGUACCUGUUCAAAAAUAAUCCUGAAGCAUAAUUAAACAUGGAUGUUUUGGACCUGGGAUGCCAGCAGCAAUGAUAACUUCUGUUGUUAUUUCUUGAGAUGUUAAUUUAAAUGUUAAUUAAAAAUCUAAAUCUUUCAUGUAUGGAGUAGUCAUUCGGUCCAUGAUUACAGUCAAACUACUGUAUGCACUUUUUAAAUGCAAUGGAAAUCAAAUGUGAAAAGUGGAACAACAAAAUAAAAUAAAAGCUUUAUGGAAUA